AUGGUGUUAACACUGGUGGGUCUCGGCUUAAACGAUGAGCGCGACAUAUCUAUCCGCGGCCUUGAGGCGGUUCGCGCGGCAGACAUCGUGUAUCUGGAGAAUUACACAGCGACCCUCAAUGUAGACGCCAACCGACUCGAACGUUUCUUCGGAAAACCGAUUGUGUUAGCAGACAGAGACUUUGUGGAGGGGAGGGCAGAAGCGAUGAUCGAAGCAGCAACAACCAAACGGGUUGCCUGCCUAGUCGUCGGCGACCCCUUUUGUGCGACAACACAUGCGGAUCUGUAUCUACGGGCGCGACAGAGAGGCGUAACUGUUAAGGUUAUUCAUAAUGCUUCGAUUAUGAGUGCCGUUGCUGCCAGCGGCCUGCAGUUAUAUCGCUUUGGCGAAACGGUUUCGAUUCCCUUCUUUGAUGGCGGCUGGAAACCCGUGAGCUUCUACGAAAAGAUAAAGAAGAACAGGGACAACAACAUGCAUACUCUCUGCCUCUUGGACAUUAAAGUUAAGGAGCAGACAGUCGAGAAUUUGAUGAAGGGCAACAAUAUCUUCGAGCCUCCAAGAUUCAUGAGUGUCAACACCGCCAUCGAGCAGCUCCUCGAGGCGGCAGAGAUGAACAAUGAUGGAAGCGCUGCGGACAUCUUGGCGUUCGGGUUGGCUCGUGUUGGGGCCGACGAUCAGGCGAUUGUUUCCGGAACUCUUGGAGAACUACGGAGUGCCGACCUUGGGGAACCUUUGCACAGCUUAGUGCUGUGUGCUCCUGAGCUCCACGAAGUCGAACGAAAUUUUGUCGCUCUACACCGGCUGACGCAGUCGACUUCGUAA
Eimeria maxima is the source of this 822-nucleotide messenger RNA. Its product is annotated as diphthine synthase, putative. The transcript has 9 exons. Gene Ontology annotation, molecular function: diphthine synthase activity. Gene Ontology annotation, biological process: protein histidyl modification to diphthamide. Lineage: Eukaryota; Apicomplexa; Conoidasida; Eucoccidiorida; Eimeriidae. Bases 1 to 822 code for a protein of 273 amino acids. The record is from RefSeq and is a predicted model, not a curated record.